Messenger RNA from Catharus ustulatus (Swainson's thrush), 5911 nucleotides. RefSeq names its product RIMS binding protein 2 (gene RIMBP2). Gene Ontology annotation, biological process: neuromuscular synaptic transmission. The record is from RefSeq and is a predicted model, not a curated record. NCBI's taxonomy places the organism in Eukaryota, Metazoa, Chordata, Aves, Passeriformes, Turdidae. Gene Ontology annotation, molecular function: protein binding. The transcript is spliced from 22 exons. The coding region runs from base 88 to 4653 and encodes 1521 amino acids.
AGGGUGAGCCAGGACCGAGAUUUGGCUGUGAGGGGAAAACACCAGCUCCAAGCCAAGCUGGAGAACCUAGAGCAGGUCCUAAAGCACAUGCGAGAGGCUGCGGAGCGGCGGCAACAGCUGGAGCUGGAGCAUGAGCAAGCCUUGGCUGUCCUCAACGCCAAACAGCAGGAGAUCGAGCUGCUGCAGAAGGCUCAGGUUGAAGCUAAGAAGGAACAUGAAGGAGCAGUUCAGUUGCUAGAGGCCAAGGUGAGGGAGCUGGAGGAGAAAUGCCGGACGCAGAGCGAGCAGUUUAACCUGCUGGCGCGGGAGCUGGAGCGGUUCCGGCAGCAGGCGGGCAAGAUCGAGCUGCUGAGCACCCCCCUGGCCCCCCCGGGACCCCCUGCCAAACCACUGGGGCAGCUGAUGAACGGGAUAGCCACCAACAUAGGCAAAGGUCACGAGAGCCCUGCUGGCGGUCGCUGUGUGAUCUCCGAGUUCAUCCGGCCCCUGCAGGUCUCUGCAGACAAACCAGAGCAGCUCUCUGUCAAACCCACGCUCCUGGCCAAGGCGAGAGCUGCCACCCCAAGAUGCAGAUUUGAUUCAGACAUGGAUAAUGAUCAGAAUUCCAAUACCUCAAAGCAGAGAUAUUCUGGGAAAGUCCAUCUUUGCAUUGCCCGUUACAGCUACAACCCCUUCGAUGGACCCAACGAGAACCCGGAGGCUGAGCUCCCUCUCACGGCAGGAAAAUACCUGUAUGUGUACGGGGACAUGGACGAGGACGGCUUCUACGAAGGAGAGCUGCUGGACGGACAGAGAGGACUGGUCCCUUCCAACUUCGUGGACUUUGUUCAGGACAACGACUCGCGGCUGCUGGGCAGCGAGCAGGAGCAGAAGGUGCUGAGCCGCGCGGGGCCGGCGCUGGAGGGGGACGUGCUGGACAUCAGCCCCCCCGGGCACGGCCAGCCCGCGCUCAGCAACGGCGCCCUGGACGUCAACAUCGACGAGAUCGGAGAAGACAUCGUGCCUUACCCCAGGAGAAUCACCCUCAUCAAACAACUCGCCAAAAGUGUCAUUGUGGGCUGGGAGCCGCCCCUGGUGCCGCCGGGCUGGGGCACCGUCAGCAGCUACAACGUGCUGGUGGACAGGGAGAUCAGGAUGAACGUGGCCCUGGGCAGCAGGACCAAAGCGCUCAUUGAGAAGCUCAACAUCUCCAGCUGCACGUACAGGAUCUCCAUCCAGAGCAUCACCAGCAAGGGCAGCUCCGACGAGCUGCAGUGCACCUUGCUGGUGGGCAAGGACGUCAUCGUGGCCCCCUCCAACCUGCGCGUGGACAACAUCACCCAGAUCUCUGCGGAGCUCUCCUGGCUCCCCACCAACAGCAACUACAGCCACGUCAUCUUCCUCAACGAGGAGGAGUUUGACAUUGUCAAGGCUGCUAGCUACAAGUACCAUUUUUUUAAUUUGAAGCCCAACAUGGCCUACAAGGUGAAGGUCAUGGCAAAGCCCCACCAGAUGCCCUGGCAGCUUCCCUUGGAGCAGCGAGAGAAAAAGGAAGCCUUUGUGGAAUUUUCUACGUUGCCAGCAGGUCCUCCAGCUCCUCCCCAGGACGUGUCUGUGCGGGCGGGCUCCGCGCCAGGGACCCUCCAGGUGUGCUGGAAGCCCCCAGCCCUGUCGGCCACAGGGACAUCCCACGGUGCCAGCGUCACAGGCUACGGGGUGUAUGCCAAAGGGCAGCGGGUGGCAGAGGUGAUGUUCCCAGCAGCAGAGGGCUCGCCGCUGGAGCUGCUGAGGCUGCGCAGCCUGGACGCCCGGGAGGUGACGGUCCGGACGCUGUCUGCACAGGGGGAGUCCCUGGACUCUGCUGCUGCUGCCAUUCCACCCGACCUCCUGGUGCCUCCAACCCCUCACCCCAGAACUGCUCCCAAAUCUAAGCCAUUAGCAAGUGCCGGAGCCGCAGAAACCAAAGAAGAACAUUUAGGCCCCCAGCUGAAAAGGGAUGAGUCGUGGGAGCAGACUCGUUCGGUGUCCCCCAUCCACGGACACAUGCUGGAACCCCCCAGCUUCCACGGCCCUCUGCAGGGCAGGAGAUCUCCAUCCCCCAACAGGAUCCUGCCCCAGCCCCAGGGCGCUCCAGUCCCCAACACCGUCGCUAAAGCCAUGGCGAGAGAAGCUGCACAGAGAGUGGCAGAGAGCAACAGGAUGGAGAGGAGGAGCGUGUUCAGCGACAGGAGCGGCGUGGCCCCGUACUCUGAUGAGGAGGAGGAUGGCUACGACUCCCCCAAGGUCAAGAGAAGGGGAGCCUCGGUGGAUGAUUUCCUCAAAGAGUCAGAACUUGGGAAGCAAGCUCACUACUGCCCUGGGGACGAGUACCACACGGAGAGCAGCCGUGGCUCGGACCUGUCGGACAUCCUGGAGGAGGAUGAGGAGGAGCUGUACUCGGAGAUGCUGGAGGAGGGCGGCCGGCGGCGCCUCAGCCUCACCUCGCACGGCGCGCUCAAGGAGUACAAUAAGAAUAAGACCACUGAAGCCCCUUUUUGGGAACAGCCUGACUUUCCCCAGCAGCCCCACCACAGUAAAAGGCUUUUCAGUAUCCCAGAAGUGGCUGAAGAGGACGGUGAACACUCUGAGCUGCUGCACAAGCAGGGUUUAGGUACGGCCCAUAGAAAGAACCCCAGAGUAGCGAGAGGCUGCAGAGCUCGCAGGCGCUGCAGGCAGGAGCAGCAGCACAGCCCCAGGCACCCAGCCAGGGCCAGGGCAGGGCCAGGGACCCAGGAGUUUGUGCUGGAUGAGAGAGGAGGCAAAUCCAGACAGUCCCGGAGCCCCGACAGCGGGCUGGACUGCGGCAGCGAGGAGGAGGAACCACGGCUUGGGGUGAGACCCCAAUGGGGCAGAGAGGAGCAGGAACCACGGCUUGGGGUCAGACAUCAGUGGGGCAGAGAGGAGCAGGAACCACGGCUUGGGGAGAGACCCCAAUGGGGCAGUGAGGAAGAGGAGCCCUGGCACAAUUCCAGACCCCAAUGGGGCAGUGAGGAAGAGGAGCCCUGGCACAAUUCCAGACCCCAAUGGGGCAGAGAGGAAGAGGAGCCACAGUUCAGUGUCAGACGCACACGGGGCCAUAAGGAAGGAGAACAUCUCUGGCACGGUUUCAGACACACUCCUGGCAGCGAGGAGCAGCCCUGGCACAACUUCAGACACACUCCUGGCAGCGAGGAUGGGCAGUGCCAGCGUGGUUCCAGACACCGGUGGGGCACCGAGGAAGAGGAGUCACGGCUUGGUGUCAGACCCCAAAGGGACCCUGAGGAAGAGGAGCAGCCCUGGCACAGCCCCAGGCCCCAGAGGGACCCCGAGGAACAGCCCUGGCACAGCCCCAGGCCCCAGAGGGACCCCGAGGAACAGCCCUGGCACAAUUCCAGGCCCCAAAGGGACCGUGAGGAAGAGGAACAACCCUGGCACAGCCCCAGGCCCCGCGGCCGCCCCCAGCCCCGCGGUUGCCGCAGCGGCUCCAGGCCGGCGCUGGCCCGCAGGAGAGCCCUGACGCGGCAGAGCAGCAUCGAGGAGGAUUUCCAGGAGGAUUUCCAGGAGGAUUUCCAGGAGGAUUUCCAGGAGGAUUCCGGGGAGCUGGGGCAGGGCCCCCGGGGGGGCUGCAGGAGCCGGCCCGGCCCCGCGGGGCCCAGGGCGGCACAGCCACCCCUCAGAGAUGCACAGCGCUCUCCGCUUUUGGGUAACCCAGCCUCUGCAGGACGGCCCGACAGGGUGGAGCACAGGCGAAGGUCCUCGGUGCCACCAAGGGCUCGGGCGCUGCUGGUCCCUUCCAUCGAUGGCUACGGUGGUCAUGACCAUCUUUCUCCAGAUAUUUAUGAAGAAUCUGAAACAGAUCCUGGCACAGAAGAUCUCUCUACUCGAAUAUUUGUUGCACUUUUUGACUACGACCCGCUGACCAUGUCCCCGAACCCCGAUGCUGCAGAGGAGGAGCUGCCCUUCAAGGAAGGACAGAUCAUUAAGGUUUAUGGGGACAAGGAUGCUGAUGGGUUCUACCGUGGAGAAACCUGCGCAAGGAUUGGCCUUAUCCCAUGCAACAUGGUCUCUGAGAUACAAGCAGAUGAUGAGGAGAUGAUGGAGCAGCUUCUGAAACAAGGUUUCCUUCCUUUGAACACCCCAAUUGAGAAAAUCGAGCGGGGCCGGCGCGGUGGCCGCCCGCAGCCCGUGAGCACCAGGAGGAUGGUGGCCCUCUAUGACUACGACCCCAGGGAGAGCUCCCCCAACGUGGACGUGGAGGCCGAGCUGACGUUCUGCACUGGGGACAUCAUCACUGUCUUUGGUGAGAUCGAUGAAGAUGGAUUUUACUACGGGGAGCUCAAUGGACAGAAGGGGCUGGUUCCUUCCAACUUCCUAGAAGAAGUGCCUGAUGAUGUUGAAGUCUUUCUCUCCGACGCACCCUCGCGCUACGCCCAGGACACCCCCACGCGCUCCAAGGCAAAAAGGGUUCCUCCUGAGAAUACAGGUACAGCCCGGAGAGCAGCAUCCCCCCCAGCUCAUCUCCACCCCGGGUCACCUCCGUCACCUCUCGGGGGCUCCGGGAGUCCCGGGAGAGGCAGGGACUUGGCCUCGAAAAAGAAAAAGGGGCUGCUUUCCAAAGGCAAGAAACUGCUGAAAAAGCUUGGUGCAGUGAAAUGAGUCAUGUGCUCCUGGACAACUUGUAAAGCUUCCAGUCUGUGUACUUUUUUUUUUUUUUUUAAACUCAAAACUAGGGCUUUCAUGACUAUGCAGUACUUUACCAGACCUUUGCAUUUUUAACUGACAUCAAUAGAAUCAUGUGAAUUGCUUAAUCGAAACAGCAAGAAAAAAAAAAAAGGAAGUGGAUUUGUUGUUGCAAAAACAUUUUUUAAAAAGUAAAAAAAAAAAAAAAAAAAAGUUGUGGGAUUAAGACCAGAAGAACAUGGUUUUAUUUGAAGUCAACUCAACACGUGCAACUCCAUUGGAAAAAUCUCAGCCUUUAGUCUGCUUUAAGCAGGAGUGGGGAGAAAACUCUUCCCUGAUUGCUGGUUCAGAGAGAUCACCCCACUGCACCCAAUCAUUCUCAUUAACAAAAAUGGUCUUGAAACUCCUAGUUGAAUCAGCCUUGAUGUUCUGCCUUAUUAAUGCACAAUGAUUUGUACUGUCUAAUAAAUAUGCAGCGUAUACUUUGUAUGUACUGUGUAUCAGCUGUCUCCAUCUCCCUCCAUGUAAUUCCAGGUGAGAGCUCUGUUACUGCCCCUGUCCCGUGUCUGAUGAGUUCCUGGGAGUGUGCAAGUGCUGUGUAAACGCUUCAUUUCAUUUCUGCUCCCCAGUGAACCCCAGCCCCGCUGCUGGUCUGUGCUCCCUGCCCCGAGUCGGGCAGUGUAAGGCACCCAGAACUCCCCAGUCCCACCCCUCCCUGCCCCAGGUUUUGGGUUCCUGCUCCUGUUCUGGGCAAACCCGAGUGCACCCCGAGCCCUCAGCCCCAGGUUGUGUCUGUGGGGCUCAGUGCUGGGCUCAAGGCGUUUCCCUGCUGCUGUCAGGGCACAGGGAAAGGACAAAGCGUGUUCCAGCACAGCAAAUCCAACUGCACUAUUGGCAUUUCACAAAAACAACCCCACUCCCCGAUGGCAGUCAUUGGCUGUUACUAUUUUGUAAUUCUUGUCCAUUUGUAAAUUGUUUUUACUGUUUAUACAUACUUUUCAGACUGCCUUUCUUUUUGUAAUUUACGGAAGGUUUAUAAAUGAAUGAUCAAAGCUUCCCCAUUGUGUCUUCAGAUAACAAUGUAAAUUACUGUAAAAUACUGUGUGCUAGAUUAUAACAUUUAAUUAAAGAAAAUAACUGGCCUACAGUUGUGGUAAAGUACUGUGUGGGUGUGUGCAUGUGUACAAUCAUUGUGUAUUAUAUUUUAUAUAAAUAAAUAAUUUGAUAUUUUGUA